Molecule: messenger RNA, 1350 nt
Organism: Cladocopium goreaui
Lineage: Eukaryota; Dinophyceae; Suessiales; Symbiodiniaceae
Source: the annotation of a GenBank genome assembly
AUGGAGGACGACCGUCGACACAUCUUGAACUGCAUCGCUGGACGUGCUUUGGACGAGGAGCCGCUGGCGGAGGAUCCCAGUUACCACAGGGUGAAUCAAACCCUGCGCGGCAUCUUUGCAGUGUCAGGUUGGCGUCAAGCUGUGGAGCGUGACAUUGUGGAGGCCCUCCAGCUGCCAGAGAUCUUGGGCGCCGCUCAACGGGAAGAGCUGGUCUUGGACUUCACAGGCUCCGUGGCGUUGCAGGACGCCUGCGCCGUUGCCAUCGGCCGCUGCCUGGCGUCCAGCGCCUUGAGCGCCGCGCUGCGUCGCCUGGAGGUGAGCUGCCGCUGGUGUCCGGAGAUCAGCCACGAGUUUUUGAUCACCUUGGCACCGGCCUUGCCACAGAAACUCCAAGCGUUGAUUCUCCGCUUCGGUUUCGCUGCCAAGAAAGUGGACGAGGAAGGAAUUGAAGCUUUGGCCAAAGCCAUUCCGAGAAGCCUCACGGAACUUUUCCUGGACUUCGCAGAUGGCACGCGCUUGGGCGAUGUCGGUUUGAAGGCCAUUGCGGAGGCAUUGCCGCCCAAGUUGGAACACUUGACGCUGGGCCUAGCUGGCUGGGUGAAGUUAAGUGACCGGGGCCUCUGGAAUUUGCAGCACCAUCUGCCCAAGACCUUGAUUUCUUUGAAGUUGGACUGUUUCAUCAUGAGCUUACAGACAAAGCUAGGCGAUCCAGGCUUAGCUUCCCUAGCCUCCAAACUCAGUCAGCUCGAACAGUUGCAGCAGUUGGACUUGUCCUUCAAAAGCGUCCGCCAUGUAGGAGACGGUGGGCUCAGUGCUUUAGCUGCUGCCUUGCCCAAGGGCUUGAAAACCUUGCGUCUGGUGCUGGACAACUGCGCCGCCCUGACGGAUGCGGGUCUCAGCGCACUGGGGGAAGCGCUUCCUGCAGGUUUGGAAAAACUGCAGCUCUUCUGCAACGACUGUGAGUUGUUGGGUGAUGGAACAUUGGCAGCAGUUGGUGGUGCUGAAUUGCCUUGCUUGCAGCAUUUAGAACUCUCCAUGAGUGGAGCCAACUUUACGGACGCGGGCCUAGCAGCCUUGAAACUCAAAGACUCAUUGAGGCUGCUGAGUUUGUCCCUGAGCGGAGCCCAGUUGCGCGGGCCAGGGCUCUGCACCUUGGCACGGCGGAUGCCAAAGGAGGUGAAAGCCCUGCACUUAUGCUUCAGCAACUGUGGGAUUUUGGAGGAUUUGGGAUUGAGGGCUCUUGGAGAUGCUUUACCCCAGCUGAACAGUUUGACCAUGAGCCUGGACAACUGCGAGCAGUUGACGGAUCACGGUUUGGCAGGCACCGAACUCCGUCACUGGAGGUCUUGA